Messenger RNA from Mixia osmundae IAM 14324, 1742 nucleotides. RefSeq lists its product as uncharacterized. The record is from RefSeq and is a predicted model, not a curated record. Lineage: Eukaryota; Fungi; Basidiomycota; Mixiomycetes; Mixiales; Mixiaceae. Gene Ontology annotation, molecular function: phosphoprotein phosphatase activity. The transcript has 7 exons. Bases 17 to 1660 code for a protein of 547 amino acids.
ACUUGCUCGGAGGACGAUGCUGAGUCGACAGCUGCUCAGAGCAGCCACACAGUCUCGCCAGACUGCCAGACAGACUGCUCUUGCGCCAAGGCAGAGCUAUACCACGCCGCCCAAGCCACCUCGUGCGCUCAAGUAUACGCCUUACUCUCGAUCGACGACAAGACGGACAGACGAGUCGUCUGCUCCAUCUGCCUCGGCCGAUGCGGUAGAGAAGGAGCAACACUACAAGGAUGCAGCUUUUCCGGAGCAUGUUGUGACGGAAGGCGCAACGUCGAGCGAUCCAGCUGUGCUCGAUACCCGACUGGGCCAGCAGACACAGAACCCACUCGAUACCCAAGCCGUACCUUCUUCUGCUCCUCCCGAUCAAGCAGAAUCGAGUCAGGCGAUACAGGAGAGUACAACAGCCGCUCGAACGCCUUCGACGGCCGCCGGACAAAGUCUCACGCGAUCCAAUGAGACUCUGGCCUCUUCCUAUCUGGAUGCAACGGAAGUGCUCGGCGAUGAGCCGAGGACGGGCGCAAAGAGCACAGCCAAGGGGAGACGGAGCAUGUCCUCUAUCGAGAAGAAGCGGCAGACUCUGACGAGGUCCUUGCUCGGCUUGAUGACUGCCGGAGCGGGCGUUCUUUUGUGGCACAUGGGGCGUGACUGGGACGAUGAUGCGGAGCGACUCAUCCUAGGAUCUGAAGUCCCGACAGAUGGUGCUCUGCCCAUCAGGUACUAUCGCGCCAAAGCGCGUCUCGUCGAUCUCACCGAUUACUUCAACAAACCCGCUUGGACACCUCUGUUACCGCCAGAAUUACCAGCGACCCAUCAGAAACCAUACACACUUAUACUUGAUCUGGACGAUCUGCUCGUGCAUUCAGAAUGGUCUCGCGAGCAUGGAUGGCGAACGGCAAAGCGGCCUGGCGUCGAUUACUUCUUGGCCUAUCUCAACCAAUUCUUCGAGAUCGUCGUCUUUACGAACCAGCCUGCCUAUACCGCUCUGCCUAUCAUUGAGAAACUUGAUCCGCUCAAUUGCAAUAUCCUGUACAAGCUGUUCCGUGACUGCACACGAUACAAAGAUCGACAGUAUAUCAAGGACUUGAAUUAUCUAGGCCGAGAUCUCGCAAAAGUCAUCAUCCUCGAUACAAACAAGGACAAUUUCCCGCUUCAUCCCAACAACGGAGCUGCACUCAAACCAUGGCACGGCGAGAGAGACGACAAGGAACUGAUCGCUUGGAUCCCCUUCCUCGAAGCCGUGGGCAUCAACAUGCCUCGCGAUGUCCGACCCAUCUUCGAAGCUUACGAGGGGCAACAUAUCCCCACUCUGUAUGCUCAGAAGGAAGCGGCAAUGAAGAAACAGGUCGUCGAACAAUGGGAGAAAGAGCAAGAGGCUAUCAAAUCCCAACACCGAGGGUGGAAUCUGGCUUCCUUUUUCGGUCUGAGUAGUGCGCCACGCUCCUCCGCACCGCCUCGUCUGCCCAUCGAGAUUGAUCGCGAGAGAGCGCAAGCGAUCUACCUGGACGAACAGAAGUACUGGAAGGAUAACGAAGAGAGCAUCAAGAAGAUGAUGCAGGAAGAUAUCGACAAGCAGACGCGAGAAAUGCGAUCUAGUGUCCUGGGCAUGCUCAGUGCGUUCAGUCCUCCCCCACCUCAGUCAGGCGAGCCAGCCCAGCGAUGACGAGAUGAUAUGUUGUACAACAUUGCAAGACUACUCAGCGCAGACGGGUGCCCGAUUGCACUCCAUCUUGCAACCCUUGACG